Molecule: messenger RNA, 2332 nt
Organism: Brachypodium distachyon (stiff brome)
Lineage: Eukaryota; Viridiplantae; Streptophyta; Magnoliopsida; Poales; Poaceae
Product: YTH domain-containing family protein 1
Exons: 9
Coding region: 133-1962 (609 amino acids)
Biological process (GO): mRNA destabilization
Cellular component (GO): cytoplasm
Molecular function (GO): mRNA binding
Source: RefSeq, a predicted model, not a curated record
CCCUCGCUUCCUUUUUUCCCACACGUUGCGGCGCCUCCUCCCACCCCACCUCGCUCUCACUUACGCCUCCCUCGCGCUAGGGUUUCUCUGGGUUUUUAGCCCCGCGCCGCCACGCCGCCGCCGGUCGUCUCCAUGGCGCCCGCCGUCGCUCCCGCCGCCGACCAGGCUACGGAUUUGGUGCACAAGCUGACCCUGGAUACCAAGAGCGAAGCUGGCGAGGGCAAAGAGGUGAAGAAGAAGGUCUCGGCCACCCUGAACGGUUUGGUGGCAUCUCCAAACUCUCAGGUGGGGUCAGCUGAGCAGUGGGCAAAUAUUGCGCCGCAGGACUACAAGGACGGCGCCAUGUAUUAUGGUGCGGGUGCAUACCCUUAUUAUUAUGGAGGCUGGGGGGACUAUUCUGUGUAUGUGAGCCAGGAUGGAACAGAGUCAUAUGCCCCUAGUGCUUAUGGGGACAUGUAUUGCUAUCCUCAAUAUGGUCAUGAUGGCCAGAAUUACGGAUCUCAGCAUUACCAGUACCCAUCCACUUACAACCAGCCACACACUGCUGCCAGUAAGCCAGCAUACAAGUCUAAGACUGGCAAAUCAGGUCCUUCACCACAGCAGGAUCUUUCUGCUGUUGCAGCGGCCGAUCAGCAGUCUGGGUCGCUGGAUGCUUCCAAAGCCAAUUCAAUCAGCACUGAUGGUGUAAAAGGUCUGAAGAAAGUGACACCCUCUCUGAAACCAACUGGGCGUGUGUCUAGUUACCAGAACCAUGGUGGUAACACAGCUUAUCCAUGGUCUAGCGGUAAUACAUUUUCAGAAAAGCAGCAGAAACUCUCUGGUGGCAAUCCUACCUCAGCUGCUUAUAAUCCUAAAACCAAGGGGUUGCUUCAGCAUAACUCGCCAGUGGAUCCUGGGUACAUGAGUUCGAUGUACUCAAGUUACAAUGGAAAUGCAUAUGGACCUGGCCUUUGGUAUGCAUCACACCUCUAUGGAUCCCCACUGUAUGGUGGUUGGAAUCCGCUGUCAGAUGGGAAGUACAAGCCCAGAGGAAAAACCUAUGGAUCAGGGAUGUAUGGGUUUGGCAACGAAAACCUGGAGGGCUUUAAUGAACUGAAGAGAGGACCAAGAAGUGGUCUCUUCAAGAAUGAACAGGGCUUGGGAGCAACUGCUGUGGCAGCUCCAAAAGGGCAGGAGCUUCCUGCAAGUGAUGGCUCCAAUGCACUUGUGCAGGAUCAGUACAAUAAGGCUGACUUUGUUGAAACUUACUCAGAUGCCAAGUUUUUUGUUAUAAAAUCAUACAGUGAGGAUGACGUUCACAAGAGCAUCAAGUACAAUGUUUGGGCAAGCACCCCCAACGGAAAUAAAAAGCUUGACUCUGCUUAUCAAGCUGCAAACAACGAAUCAAGCAAGUCACCUGUAUUCCUGUUCUUCUCUGUCAACACCAGCGGUCAGUUUGUUGGACUUGCUGAAAUGGUUGGUCCUGUUGAUUUUAACAAAACAGUUGAAUACUGGCAGCAAGACAAGUGGACUGGUUGUUUCCCUGUCAAGUGGCACAUUGUAAAGGACAUUCCUAACAAUUUAUUGAAGCACAUUAUUCUUGAGUAUAACGAAAACAAACCAGUGACAAACAGCAGAGAUACCCAAGAGGUUAAGCUUGAGCAAGGCCUUCAGGUGCUAAAGAUUUUCAAGGAUCAUGUCUGCAAGACAUCCAUGUUAGAUGAUUUUGGAUUUUAUGAUAAUCGUGAGAAGAUUGUGCAAGAGAAAAAAGCCAAGCGACAGCAUCCGCUGGAGAAGAUCAUGAACAAAGAGCUGCUUACUACCAACACUGGAAGUCAAGAAGUUGACGGAAAGCUGGGACUGCAGGAACUUAAGGUUGUAGGUGAGCAAAAUGCUGUGGUGGAAAAUGGUGUGAUGGCUGUAGCUGAAAAAAGUGUUGCCCUGAUAGACGCAAACCCUACAGCAGUUGCAAAUGCCUGUUAAUUUUGGCUGCUUCCAUGCUAGGAGACAGCUUAUACAGGGUGCAGAAAGCUGCUGCGAUUGAAGGCAUUCAAGAUUCUGCUAGUUCAAUAUGCUUGUAGGUUGCAGAAAGGUGCAAGUUUAAGGCAAUUCAGGAUCCGGUUAGAGGCUUCUUUUGGUUCUGUUAGUAUUUUCACUUUUGUUUGAGUAUGGUGGUUUGGCUGGGUAGGAGAUAGAGCUCAGUUCUUGAUUCAGCGAGAUGGUUUUGUGUUUCCAAAUGACAUUAGGAAUUGUACCUAGGAGUGAGUUCUGUAAGGCUAUUGCAACCAAGGAUAAUGAUUUGUGGUGCAUCUUUUAUUUUCAAAGUGAAUUCUAGCAGUUUAAUAUUCUUUUU